This is a messenger RNA of Paramuricea clavata, 6518 nucleotides long. Lineage: Eukaryota; Metazoa; Cnidaria; Anthozoa; Malacalcyonacea; Plexauridae. The record is from the annotation of a GenBank genome assembly.
AAUGCUUUAAGCCUCAAAUUGGCAAACAUGGAAACAUGUUAAUUAACCCGAAAUGAUAGAAUAAUGUUUGGAAAGCUGUCAUUUGUGCGGUCGCGGAAACAAACAAACUAUUUGUCCGUGAAUUAAUGUGAUUGGUUCUUUUAAAUGGGCAGCGGUUGUUUCACACGGUGAAACCGGAACCUUAACAGCACCUAACCGACCUUCCGCAAUCUCUAGGCCUAACUCAUCAGGCCACCUGCUCGCUGGUCGAUGCAUGGAUCAAGACGUGUGCCUUAACCACUCGGCUACCAAGAGUCCAAGAACUUGUUUGGAAAUGAAUGAAAUUUACUUAAUGUCAUUCUAGCCAGCUGACAGAACGAAGAAAUGAACCAAUCAAAUUAAUUUACGGACAAAUAGCCAAAGCUCGUUGCUUUUCGACCGGAAAAAUAACCAUUUCCUAAUGUUCAAUUGUCUCUUGGGGCAUCGCUUUAAGUUUUUUCCGUGAUUGACGUCAUUUGAGAAAGGUCUAUAUUGUCUGCCCCUAUUUAAUAGUCAUUUUUAUAUUUUAGGCCAUCCUGUCACAGAACUUAAAUUGCUCGAACGUUUUUUUGUUUGGCUUGUAAGAGCAGAGAGUUCUAUCUAUCAAUGAUAACUGGUCAGCAAAUACGCACGCGAUAUUUUAUUUUAUAUAUUAUUGUCAUAACCGCGUUUCUUCUGUAUUACUAUUGUUGCUGGGAUGGCCAGCUCUUCCGGUUACAUUUUGCCAAUGUUAUCUUUCCACCUGAGGUUUCAUGGACUGAAUAUGGCGCAAGAAAUACAACCAGUCACAAAAAUGAUUUUCGUUACGACUGGUUAAGAAUGCAUCGGGCAAGGACAGAUUGGCGGGCAAUUUUAAGACCAUGCUCAGACCAAAUGGCUUGGGGAACCUUAAAAUCAGGCUGGGGCAAAGUUAAUAGGAGUUCAGCGAAGACUAGUUAUAUAAGUUACAUGGAUAUUCAACCAUCUGGACAUUUUUCGAGGAUUUUUAUUCAAACUCAAACUGCCAGUGGACGGAUGAAGACUGUCGGUGGUGAUUUUUGGCGAGUGUUCUUCACAGGACCGGCGAAUGUUUCAGCUACUGUAUUUGACCAUCAGAAUGGUACGUACGAGGCGAUCGCGCUGCUGGUGGAGACUGGGAAUUAUGCUGUACAAGCUUAUCUUGAUUAUAGUUUGUGCGAUGGACUGAGAAAUCCUCCAGAGGACUGGUUCCGAGUUGGUGAGUGUUAUUGUUGCGUUGUAUAUGGUAUCAUAUAUGGUGUUGUCUGUAUAAUGUGUCAUGUGCAUAAGAGUAUCUGGUGAAUGAGGUGUGGUAUGAUGUAAUGAGGUGUGGUAUACUUUAUGGUGUGGUGAGGUAUGCAUUAUGGUAUGUUGUGUUGGGGUAUGGUGUAGUAUGAAUGGUAUGGUAUGGUACGGUGUGUUCUGUCGAGGUAUGGUAUGCUAUAGUGUAGUAUGGCAUGGUGUAAUGUGACAUGGUAUAGCAUGGUAUGGUGUGGUGGUGAUCUGAUGGUAAUCUAUGCAAGAAAAUAUUUGUAAAUUAUCAUUCUUUAUAAAAUACAUUUACUUAAAAUACAUUUCGUUCAGUGAUAAAGUAUUCUCGUGUUUUUUCCAGGAAAUUCUCAAGGAAGAUACCAGCGACAGGGAACUCUUGGUUUUCUGGAUCAUUAUAUUUACGAGCCUUUGCGAGCAGCACAAAACCUAAUAUUUGAAGUUUUGCCAAAUACAUCUAGAUCAGGGAUUGAUGGUAAGCUGUGUAUAGAUAGGUUUCACUAUAAGCACUAUCAUGAAGCAGAUCAUCUGGCACUUGACAGAGUAAAACCCUGGGAAAUAAGCCCUGGGAGAAUAAACCUUGGAAGAAUAAGCCCUGGGAGAAUAAGCCCUGGUCAUGAUCAAAACGAGAAUGAGAGUUGAGAAGCGAGUGUUUGCAUGGGAAUUGUCUCAACUCUCAUGCCCCGGUCAAACGAGAACAAGAGUUGCAUGAAAGUUGAUGAGAGUUGAGAAGCGAGUGUUUGUAUGGGAGUUUUCUCAACUCUCAUGCCCCGGUAUCACUGUAAAGAUAGCGGACUCGAAUGAAAAUAUUGAAUGUUUUCGUGAACCCUAGCGUUUUAUAAAGUUCUUGCACGGGUCAGGACAAAAAAAUAAGCCAUCUUGAAUAUCAGUGAUACCAUCCUAACCACAAUGCAAAGCGCUACGAAAACGUAAUAAGGCCGGGAAUCUAGUGUUCGUUUUAUUGUAUGUUGAAGUUUGUGCAUUCAACCUAAAUUACUAGUGAAACUGUCUUGUUAAGAUCUAGAUUUCAAUGAAAUUUUACAUUGAUAUUAUUUUUUGAACUUUAGAUAUAUCCACGAUAAAAUGUACAAACUCGUGCCGUUCGCUUUGGGAUGGCCAUGGACGAUGGAGGAACAAUAUUUGGUUGCCAUAUCUGUCUGGUAAAAUCAAUUAUUUUUGUGUGUAUGAUGCCAACUACCUGAGAACGUCGACAUUUCGAACGAAUGCUCUUAGUUUGUCUUCGUCACAAAUUUCCAGACGAAGGGUUUUCGCUCGAUACGUCGACGUUUUAAUUAGCCAUUUCCCAAUCGAGCAUUCGAGCAGAGGACUGGGUCUCGUUGAUGUUUGGAGGGACGUUUGGAGGGACAACAAAUUAUAGUGAGCGAGCUAAAUAUAUACUAAAAGAUGCCUUAUUAUAAUUGUUGCGUUUCAGGCUGCACAAAGAACUUUAGGAAUGCAGGAAAACUUCGUAGAUGCCAUAUUCAGCAUAUUGUUUAUUUUUUGCCCCUCCAAACAAGCGGCUAGACCCAGUCCUAAUUUUCUUAUUUUCCGGGUGGUUGUAUCAUUGCAAUCUUCGCUACCCAUAAUGGGACCCAAUCGGUUCGCGGUUUUAAUUCUAAGUUUUUAUUUAAUAUCAACACACUAACCCAACUUACUAAUAUCGGCUGGUACAAUGUAACCGUGUAAUCUGCCUUUCAUCUCUGCAUCGGAAGUUUGAUUCCUGCAAUAACACCCCUUUUGCACUUGCAAUUUUUGCUACAAUUUCUAGUGUGGACGAGUUAUGAAUGUUCUGAGUUUAAUAUGAAACUGUUUUUUAUGACUAUAAGUACCAUAAACAUUCGUAACUCAUCCACUCGUUCACAUCCGGCAGAAGAAGAAAACCGCAGCACAAAUUUCAAGUGUAAACGGGCCUAUAAACAGUUGCCUGAUUAUAAUUUCGCCUCAUAUUUAGCUGCAUGUGGGAAAGGAUUAAUGCUUCCCGCAGUUAGACUCUCUCAAAUGCCACAGGGUUUCUCCAGGUACUCUCGUUUCUUUCUCUCUAGUAACACUUUCUCUGGCAGCAAUAAAGGAUUGCCUUGGGGCUGAUUUACACACACAACUUUUGCCUAAAACUGUCGCAUGCAACCUGCUUACAACUUGAGUUGUACUGUGUAAAUCAAGCAUACAUCUCACCUAUGAUAACGUAAGUGAGUUGUAUGUUUGAUUCACACAGUACAACUCAAGUUGUAAGCAGGUUGCAUGUGACAGUUUUAGGAAAACGUUGUGCAGUGUAAAUCGGCCUUUAGAACUGAUGGAACUAUCCAGUAUGUAGUAAAGUUGUUUUGGUUUAAUUAUUUACAGCAAACCCUCAACGAAGGAAAAACAUCUCCAGACCACGGACAGCCACGCCACGCAAGGGAGCAUUGUGGAUUUUUGGGGACUCUUUAGGAAUACGUUUUUAUAAUUCCCUUUUGCAGAAACCGCUGUGCAAGGAACUAUUGGUGUCUUGCCAUCGCAGCUACAAUUGGGUGUACCCAGUCCCAUUCGAAAAUGAAGUUCUUGGAAAAUCGUUAACGGAUGACUUUGAUUUUCGACCCAACAUAAUUAUUGACUCGAUUAGAAAUGUCCUGCGUUAUGCUCUGAUGAAAAGUCCACAUAGUUUAUUGGUCCUAAACUUAGGACUGCAUUACCCGUCCACUUUAAAUUUUACAACUUUUCAAAAGUUAAUGGAUGACGUCAUAGUCAUGUUACGCGAUCGCGAGAAGAGACUGGGAAGUAAUGCGAGAGUGGUAUGGAAGACGACUACGUCGAUUCGCAAGGAAAAUGAGGAACCCCCGCGAAAUGACACGGUGUGGAGAUUUUUCACUGAACCGGUAAGAAAUUGCCAUGUUUUACACUAGUUUAUAAUAUAUUCCGCUCUUGCAGUCACGUGGGAAUAUUACGUCACGUUAAAGAAAUCACGCGAUUUUGGGUGGCAAAGGACAGCACUGGCUAAAUUUGCAAAAAAAAAUGCUUUUUCUGAAUUCGUAUUAAGCAAGGGUUUUAAAAGGGUUUUAAAAGUGAUAAACGGCUGGAGCUCUGCCAAAGCAAACCUGUGAAAUUUUGACGCUGAUGGAUGUUGUGUAUGUUUUUAUUCCGUUAUAAACAUUUUCCACCCCUAAUGGCGGAAGUCAAAUAAUUAUGUCAAAUCCAGUGAUAUAUAUAUAUACAUAUAUAUAUAUAUAUAUAUGUAUGUAUGUAUGUAUAUAUAUAUAUAUAUAUAUAUAUAUAUAUAUAUAUAUAUAUAUAUAUAUAUAUAUAUAUAUAUAUAUAUAUAUAUAUAUAUAUAUAUAUAUAUAUAUAUAUAUAUAUAUAUAUAUAUAUAUAAUAAAGAUAGAGCAAAUGUAGAAUUUCGCUUACCUCAAAAUUCCGCAACAGUCUGUUUCAUCAGUAAAGAAUCAUCACGCGGAUACCGCCUGAUGAUUCUUUACUGAUGAAACAGACUGUUGCGGAAUUUUGAGGUAAGCGAAAUUAUAUAUAUAUAUAUAAUAUACAUUGUUCAUAUAUAUAUAUAUAUAUACAAUGGUUUGAUGUCCCACAUUCGUGAGACAUCAAAGGUAACUAUAGUGGUUACUUUCAUCCUGCUCAUCAGCACUACACUGAUGAGGCCCAAAAGGCCGAAACGGUACCGUCUGUAGUUAUAUAUAUAUAUAUAUAUAUAUAUAUAUAUAUAUAUAUAUAUAUAUAUAUAUAUAUAUAUAUAUAUAUAUAUAUAUAUAUAUAUAUAUAUAUAUAUAUAUAUAUAUAUAUAAAUAAAAAAAUAAAUAUAAAUUCGGCCUAUUAGAAAAGUGAAGCCAAAGUGGCGGCCAUUGACGUCGAAUAGCUCUGAAGUUUAGCCGCUAACGUCGGGGAAUUUUUUGGCCGCUCCUUUAAAUUUUUCCUCCCAUACGUCUAUGCUAGGUUUCCUCAAAAUUGCAGACCAUUGCAGGCAUAAAAUAGAACAAAAAUAGCUAAACAUUUUAUAAACACUCGUUACUAGUUAGCUUACUUUUCGUAUCAAAAACAUUUCUAUCUUCUUGCAGCGUAUCAGGUUGUUUGAUGCUUACGCGAUGUCAGCCAUGUGUAAAGCUGGGUUUGAAGUGCUAGAUGUGUUUCCAGUAACCGCCUCCUACUUACCUGGGACAAUUGAUAUCGUGCAUUACACGGAUGACGUGUUCAACACGGCGGAGAUUGAAUUAGAGAAGUACGUUAAGAUUGGAAUGGAAUAUGAAAGCACUGCAGUUUGUAUUAAGUAAAGCCUGGUAUACAUUAUCAAAGUUUCUGUGAUCACAGUAGGAAUUUUGCAUACGUAAGGCCUGUUUUAUACGUCGAAUUUUGGUCGGGUCGAAUGCAAUUAAGACAAUAGGUAAUGAGAUGAUAAACCUCAUUAAGCUUCAUUAUCUAUUGUUUGAAUUGCAUUCGACGCGCCCGAGAUUCGACGUAUAAAACAGGCCUAAGGGACGUUCAUUAUUAUACUCGGGGUUUGUACCGAAGAGAUAUGGGUUGGGUAAUCAAGUUUUUGACUAGCUCAUGGGUUGGGUAAAAAAAUUAUGGCUGUCUGUCGGCUAUAAAAUAAAACUAAACCAUGCAUUGGAAAAUAUGAAGAAUAAUGUGUACACUACAUUCUGUACCAAAAUAGACCAUCAGUGAUUGCGGAAGGACUCUAUCAUUGAUCAGCAGGAACGUGUGAUUGCUUUGGCACACUCAGUGAGUGUGAGUGAGCUUUUAGAAUUUAGGCAACUUGAUUUCUGUCACCAUGAUCUUGUGUGUUUAAUUAUUAUGAAGUACAGUAACACAUGGGUUGGGUAAACAUUAUUUUGACCAAUGUUGAGGUUGGGUAAAUAAAAAAUUUACAGUGUUUUUCGCUUCUCUUCGGUACCAACCCCAGGUAUAAAUAAUGAACGUUCCCUAAAUUCUAAGUUUUGAAGGAUUUGAAAGAAAUGUUUGAGGAAACACCAACUCAGUUUCCUCAAACAUUUCUUACAAAUCCUUCAAAAUUUAGAAUUUACCGAUGCAAAAUUCCUACUGUGAAGAAAAGCGCGAACUAAAGUCGUUUGCCUUUUAAAACCCCAACAUCGGAUCCAUCCGAAUAUAUUAUUCUUCCGACACAAUUUUAUAUUAUUUUCCCCGUUCUUAAACAUGGUAAAAUGAUGCCACAUAAAUUUCACUAAAUUUCAAGCGAAUCUUCGGUAUACUCGAAUGGUUUAGGUGCCUUGCAACCCACUCAGAAUUCACGG